AUGGAGGAGCUCUACACUUUAGAAAAAGAGGUAGGACGAGGCAGCUAUGGUGUGGUCUUUGAAGGUCAUAUUGCCAAAACAGGACAAAAGGUGGCAAUCAAGCGUCUACCCUGCAAGGACCCGGAAUGCAUUGAACUCUACCUGCAAGAACUGUGGGCCAUGAGAGCUACAGCCAAGAACCAUGUCAAUGUUAUUGCACUACAUAGCUGCCUCUUGCAGACAGGGCGGAGGAGUUUAAAGCCCUUAAGAAGGGGGAAGCUGCCUUUAGAUCUAGUCGAAAGUGUGUUGAAAGGAAGCAUUGUUCAAGCAAGAGGGUCCCAGUCUAUAAUUCAAAGAAGGACUAGCUCUGUGUCCAGACUUCGAGACAGAACCAACACGCUUCCAUCAAACCUUUCAACGCCACAGAAGCCUUUAAACAGAGCAAAGAAGAGACCGACCCAGAACACGGAUGAGCAAACUGGACCCCUGCACUGCUCGGCCCUGUGGCUGGUGAUGGAGUACUGUGACGGAGGCGACUUGAAUCAGUACAUACUUUCCCGGCCGCCGGACACCUAUAAGAAUCACAGUGUGAUGCAGCAGCUCAGCAGUGCCGUGGCCUUUUUGCAUAACCUCGGCAUAAUCCAUCGAGACUUAAAACCUGACAACGUACUUGUCAGUGUGACACCGAAUGGUCCUAUUUUUAAGGUCGCUGAUUUUGGUCUGAGCAAGAUGAGUGAGGGCUUGGCGGAUGGAAACCCUAUCAGAAAGCACUUCUCUUCAACCUGUGGCUCAGACUUUUACAUGGCUCCAGAAGUUUGGGGUGGACUGAACUAUACAGCUCAGGCAGAUAUCUUCUCGCUUGGUGUGAUGUUCUGGGCUGUCCUGGAGAGAAUCACCUUCCUGGAGGAAGGAACCACGCAGGAACAACUCGGUGCUUAUGUGUGUAAGGGUCGCUGGUUGAUGCCCCUGGGUGAAGCCCUAUGGGAGAACGCGGACCUCCAGCUGUGCAUUCCCGUAAAGCGGAAUAAAUUAGACCCUCCCGGCUCGGCCGUGUGCGGCCUCCUUCUUGACAUGCUCGCCGCAAACCCGGAUUCCCGGCCGACAGCAGACCAGCUGGAGUCCAGAGUGCUCAGCGCUCUGAAAGAGGACUCCCGCUGA
Molecule: messenger RNA, 1137 nt
Organism: Nerophis lumbriciformis (worm pipefish)
Lineage: Eukaryota; Metazoa; Chordata; Actinopteri; Syngnathiformes; Syngnathidae
Source: RefSeq, a predicted model, not a curated record